CGCUGCCGAGGGUGGGGCUGCCCGCCGCGCCCCGCUCCGUAGACCGCGAUGGGAAAAGCCCGCGAGUGAGAGGCAUUUGGUGAAAGUGUUUUGAGAACAAUCAUAAUUGCCCUGCUCUGGGCGGGGAAACUGAGGCGUGGGGCACGGAAGGAAUCUGCGGGCUUUUGUGGGACCACUCUCGAGCUACCAAAUGCCAGCUUACUUCGUGUGCCCUGGGAGGUUCUGGGGCAGGUGACGGCACUGUGACCUCUCACCAUGGAUGGAGAUGGACUUUUUGAUGAAGAAAUCCGAAAUGUCUUUACCAAUCAGGGUGUUUUGGCUGUCUUGGGUUUUGACAAAACCUGCUUGGUUCCCUUUGGGGGAUCCGAAUGAGCGAUCUCAGACACCUUCACUGCGAAGCCAAGGACAUUUCUGUAUAAUCAGCGCAUGAAAGGAUUUUCUCAGACCCUUUCCUCCCGUUUUCCUCGAGGAUUAAUCCACCAGAAUCCAUAGUUCCGGUGGAGACUGCGAGGCAUAUACAAUGUGGCAGAAACCUUGAGCGCCUUCGGAAUUGCUCUGGACCCUGCCUUAGGCAUAGAGGACUCUAUUGCAUACGCCACUCCCCUCCCCUGCCCCCAACUCCCUCCUUCUGACUACUCUGUCUUUGACUGGCUCUCAUUUUCCCCGUGAAGUUCUGUUUCCAAACUGUUCCCUGGAGCUAUAAGUGGAUUGGCAGUAAUGAGAGAUUAGGCGGUGGGAAAAGCACGGUGCCCUGUGCUGUGUCCUUUUCCUGCUGCCGCCGCCGCCAACAUGAAGUGCUUUUUCCCAGUGUUGAGCUGUCUGGCUGUGCUGGGUGUGGUGUCAGCGCAGCGACAGGUCACCGUCCAGGAAGGGCCCUUGUACCGCACAGAGAGCUCCCACAUCACCAUCUGGUGCAACGUGAGUGGUUACCAGGGUCCCUCUGAGCAGAACUUCCAGUGGUCCAUCUACCUGCCCUCUGCUCCUGAGCGUGAAGUACAGAUCAUUAGCACGGUGGACUCUUCCUUCCCGUACGCCAUCUACACCCAACGAGUCCGCGGUGGGAAGAUCUACGUGGAGAGGAUCCAGGGCAACUCAGCCUUACUUCACAUCACAGACCUGCAAGCCCGGGAUGCCGGCGAGUAUGAAUGUCACACCCCCAACACCGAUGAGCGCUACUUUGGGAGUUACAGUGCCAAGAUGAACCUAGUGGUGAUCCCAGAUUCUCUGCAGACCACGGCUGUCCCCCAGACUCUGCACAAAGUGGAACAGGAUCCCCUGGAGCUCAGCUGCGAAGUGGCCACUGAGACCAUCCAGCACACCCAUCUCUCAGUAUCCUGGCUGCGGCAGAAGGGUGGCGAGAACCCUGUGGAGGUCAUUUCGCUGAGCCGAGACUUCAUCCUGCACUCUAGCAGCGAAUAUGCCCAGAGGCAGAGCCUGGGCGAGGUGCGGCUGGACAAGCUGGGGAGAAGCACCUUCCGCCUCACCAUCUUCCACCUGCAGCCUUCCGACCAGGGCGAGUUCUACUGCGAGGCUGCGGAGUGGAUCCAGGAUCCAGAUGGCUCUUGGUACGCCAUGACCAGGAAGCGCUCCGAGGGUGCAGUGGUCAACGUCCAGCCCACUGACAAAGAGUUCACCGUGCGUCUGGAAACAGAUAAGAGGCUGCACACGGUGGGUGAGCCGGUGGAGUUCAGAUGUAUCCUAGAGGCUCAGAACAUUCCCGACCGGUACUUUGCUGUCUCCUGGGCCUUCAACAGCUCACUCAUUGCCACCAUGGGGCCUAAUGCUGUGCCAGUCCUCAACAGUGAAUUUGCCCACCGCGAAGCCAAGGGACAGCUUAAGGUGGCCAAAGAGAGUGAUGGUGUCUUUGUGCUGAAGAUAUACCACCUCCGCCAGGAAGACAGUGGCAAAUAUAACUGCAGGGUGACUGAGCGGGAGAAGACUGUCACUGGCGAGUUCAUAGACAAGGAGAGCAAGCGGCCCAAGAACAUCCCCAUCGUCGUGCUCCCCCUCACAGAUAACUGGGUAGUUAAAGUCCCCCAGCAGCACCAGAUCCUGCCCCAAGGCCACUUGGAAAGCAGCAUCUCCGUGGAGGUGGCCAGCAAUGCCAGUGUCGUCCUUGAGGGUGAGGACCUGCACUUCUCCUGUACUGUCCGCACAGUGGGCAGGCUGCAGGCCCGCUUCUCGGUCAUCUGGCAGCUCGUGGAUAGGCAGAACCGCCGCAGCAAUGUCAUGUGGCUAGACCGGGACGGCACCUUGCAGCCUGGCUCAGCAUACUGGGAGCGCAGCAGCUAUGGAGGCAUCCAGAUGGAGCAGGUGCAGCCCAACUCCUUCAGCCUGGGCAUCUUCAACAGCAGGAAGGAAGAUGAGGGCCAGUAUGAGUGCCACGUGACGGAGUGGGUUCGGGCCGUAGAUGGAGAGUGGCAGAUUGUGGGAGAGCGCCGCGCCAGUACCCUGGUCUCUAUCACAGCCCUUGAAACCGGCUUUGCGGUCACAGCUAUCUCCCGGACACCAGGGGUCACCUACAGUGACUCCUUUGACUUGCAGUGCAUCAUCAAACCCCACUACCCGGCCAGAGUCCCCGUGUCUGUGACAUGGAGGUUCCAGCCAGUGGGCACAGUGGAGUUCCAUGACCUGGUGACCUUCACGCGAGAUGGAGGGGUUCAGUGGGGGGACAAGUCAUCCACUUUCCGAACUCGGACUGCCAUUGAGAAGGCUGAGUCCAGCAACAAUGUCCGCCUGAGCAUCAGCCGGGCCAGUGACACAGAGGCAGGCAAGUACCAGUGCGUGGCAGAGCUGUGGCGAAGGAAUUACAACAAUACGUGGACAAGGCUGGCGGAGAGGACGUCCAAUCUGCUGGAGAUUCGGGUGCUGCAGCCAGUGACAAAGCUCCAGGUGAGCAAGUCGAAGAGAACCCUCACCUUGGUGGAAAACUGGCCAAUUCAGCUGAACUGCUCAGUCAAGUCCCAGACCAGCCCGAACUCGCACUUCGCCGUGCUGUGGUAUGUUCACAAACCCUCAGACGCGGACGGCAAGCUCAUCCUCAAAACCACGCACAGCUCGGCCUUCGAGUACGGGACCUACGCCGAGGAGGAAGGCCUGCGAGGCCGGCUGCAGUUCGAGAGGCAUGUGUCGGGGGGCCUGUUCAGCCUCACUGUGCAGCGAGCCGAGGUCAGCGACAGCGGUAGCUACUACUGCCACGUGGAGGAGUGGCUGCUGAGUCCCAACUAUGCCUGGUACAAGCUGGCCGAGGAGGUUUCAGGGCGCACAGAGGUCACUGUGAAGCAGCCAGACAGCCGCCUGAAGCUCAGCCAAGUCCAGGGGAGCCUGUCUGUUCUGGAGACCCGGCAGAUACAGCUGGAGUGUGUGGUCCUGAACCGCACCAGCGUGGCCUCCCAGCUCCUGGUGGAGUGGUUUGUAUGGAAGCCCAACCACCCAGAGCGAGAAGUGGUGGCCCACCUGAGCCGAGAUGCUACCUUCCACUAUGGCGAACAGGCUGCCAAAAAUAACCUGAAGGGGCGGCUGCACGCAGAGAGCCCGUCCUCCGGCGUGUACAGGCUCUUCAUCCAGAAUGUGGCGGUACAGGACAGCGGGACCUACAGCUGCCGAGUAGAGGAGUGGCUGCCCAGCCCCAGUGGUGUGUGGUAUAAAAGGGCUGAGGACACAGCCGGACAGACAGCCGUCACAGUCAUGAGACCUGAUGCUGCCCUCCAGGUGGACACAGUGGUCCCCAAUGCCACCGUAACUGAGAAGGCAGCUUUCCAACUGGACUGCAGCAUCCUGUCUCGAUCGAGCCAGGACUCCCGCUUUGCUGUGGCCUGGUAUUCCCUAAGGAGUAAAGGUGGAGGGAAAAGAGGCAGCCUUGGCAUUGAUGAGCAGGAGGAGGAGGAGGAGGAGGAGGAGGAGGAGAUAUCGCAAGAAGAGGACUCUGAAGAUCCCACAGAGAGGACAGUCCUGCUGAGCGUGGGACCUGAUGCUGUCUUUGGUCCCGAAGGCAGUCCUUGGGAGGGCAGGCUGCGGUUCCAGAGGCUCUCGCCCCUGCUGUACCGGCUCACUGUGCUCGAGGCGAGCCCCCAAGACACAGGCAACUACUCGUGCCAUGUGGAGGAGUGGCUACCCAGCCCUCAGAAGGAAUGGUACCGGCUGACAGAGGAGGAGUCUGCCCCCAUUGGCAUCCGGGUUCUGGACACAAGUUCAACCCUGCAGUCGCUCAUCUGCUCCAACGAUGCCCUCUUCUACUUUGUCUUCUUCUACCCUUUCCCCAUCUUUGGCAUCCUCAUCAUCACCAUUCUGCUGGUGCGUUUCAAAAGCCGGAACUCCAGCAAGAACUCAGAGGGGAAGAACGGGGUGCCCCUGUUGUGGAUCAAGGAGCCGCACCUGAACUACUCCCCGACUUGCCUGGAGCCUCCGGUGCUCAGCAUCCACCCGGGAGCCAUAGACUAAAGAGGCUGCCCACCCUCAGCAGACGUUGCCCAUGGCAGGGUCGGGUCAGGGGAGCCCUCUGGGCUUUUCCUCAUUGCUUCGUGCUCUGUGAUUGGACAGGCGACAGCACCUGAACUCUGCAGUUUCUCUGCAGGAACCAGUCAGACCUGGAACUUGUUGGAAGCUUCCGGUCGAGGUGAUGGUUGCCUCUGGGCGGCGGCCCUGGUUAGCUGAUCACACCCAGGUGUCAUGAUGCCAACGUCCUAGGUUCCUAGUUUUUGGUUUUGGUAACUUAGUGCGUAGCUCCAGGUGCCGCAUCUACUCGCCAGUCUAACUCACGUUCUCAGAUCGGUGCUACGGGGUUUCCUGUGCUGUGUAAUGUACUCUUUUAAGCCCCUUGGGUCCUCUCCGUUUGGAUCCCAUAAUGUUGUGGAAGAGUUUCUCUCACAACUGAUAAGCAAGAGGAAGACGCCUUCAUAGUAACAAGGAAUCUCUUCCAAGACGUUUUUGUUUUUGCACAUUUGAAAAUGCCACCCGUGGAUCAAAAUAUACCCAAACAUUUUUUUCUUUUUUUUUUUUUACUUUCUUAGCAAGACUUGAAAAAUAUGUGUAGUGUGGGCCCAAUUUGUAUCUUAUCUCUUCCCUCAGCCGGAGUUGUUGGAACCACUUUAUAGUCAAGAUGAAAGCAUUGAAUUUUGCUUCAAAAGACUGACUGCACAUGUGCAGAAGAAACCCUGCAGAACCCCAUUAGGAGUAGAUGGUGGCCAGCCAACCAGUCCGUCAGGGAGGCAAAAAGGCUCAGUCCCAUCAUUGCCAAAAAAAUAAAAAAUAAACGAGCCAACUUGGAGGAUGGGUCAAGGGCUCCAGGCGGCACCCAGUUUCUGAGGGUUGCCCUGAUCAAAGGCAAUGACUGGGGAUGAGGGGGGUGGGUGGUUGUUGGCUUGACUUUGGCUAGCUUGGUCUCUUGACUUACCCCUGGGCAGGUAGCUUUCUUCUGUAGGUGCUUUGCCAAAUUUUCAAGGGGACAUGUCUAGUGAAGCCUGAAGGGGCUGCCCUGAGUGGAGGGAACAUUAUGGCCAAAGUGGCCCCUGUGCACAGGCCCGGUGGAGUGUGCUGAGCUGCUACACUGAGCUUAGCAGAGUGGAGCGGUGGGAGAGCGGUGGGAGGGCGUCUUAGAGCCUGGUGUCGAGAGGUGGGAGGAGGGCUUCCCUCUGUCUUUCUUCCAGUGAGCCUUUCCUCGGAGACGGUGAGGGCAUCCUUAUCCAUGGCAGCGCUUCCCGAAUCUCAGUGCCAUGGGGAUAAUUGUCCUCGGAUAGGACCCGGCACAGCCCUUUGCCAUUCUUGUUGUCCCCCUGCUUUCAACAGACAACUCAGAACAGGAGCUGUCACUUUCCUUUGUUAGAGUGCAUGUGUGCGUGCGUGUGUGUGUGUGUGUGUGUGUGUGUGUGCGCGCGUGUGUGUGUGUGUGUGUGUUUGUGUUGUUUGGUUGUACUGGUGGCUUUUAAUUUUCAUCCCCCAAAUCCAAACUCCACUGCCUCCACUCAGUUAAGCCAGAUGCUUAGCUGCCCUGGAGCCUCAUCAAUUGUAAAUCCUCCCUUUUGUCACUCUGAGCAUCUUGUGAACCCUCUCUUCCCCAUCCUUCAGUGGCCACAUCUUCUCUGGGGAAUUUGCACUCUGAGUCCCAAGAGAGAGCCCCUUGGAAAAAGGUACCCAAGAUUGUGGAAGUAAAUUUAAAGAGUGAUUUCUGCAAAGCCUUGUCCUGAGAAUAAACAGACAACACAAAGGCUGCAGGACUUCCAGGUCAUUGGGCCAGGCUGUUAUGGAUCCUUCCAAGAGGUCUGCUAGGUGUGGGCCGUGUGCUGAGCAGAGGGCAGGAGGCAAGAUGUAGCCUGACAAUCUUUCCUCUUCUCUCCUGGCCCUCUUGUUCUCUGAGAAGUGUCCAGGCAGCGCCACCUUAAUCCUCCUGUGCCUGCCCUGCUGAUUCUCACUUUUGCUGCACGAACACAUCAGAGGGACCAAAUUGGCUCAGUCACGAAGAAAGAAUGUCUUUUGUUCUGUUCCUUCGAUUCAUGGGUGUGGGCUCUUGGUGGGUAGUUGCUGACUCCUGAGUUUUAGGCUGAGUCAAUGAGGGAAGAUUGACGCCAGAGGGCUGGCCUGGAUUAAGAUUUCAGAUCAGCUCUGUAGCAGCAGAAAACUCAAGUAAAUAUGCAAAGCAACCGCAGGACGUUUGCAAGGAGCAAAGAAAUCUAUGUCAGUAUUUUAACAACCGUUUUUUGCGUGUAUUUUCUGCAGGGCUGGGGUAUGCAAUCAAAGGUUAAACUCUGAGCUUUCUAUGAAAACAAACAAAGAAAAGAAAAAACAAAAAACAGGAAAAAAAAAAAAAAAAGAAAAAAAGAAAAAUCCAAAACCCUCAGGACCUCUCUGUGGCUGGGUCUAUGGACAUGUGUUGUCGGAUAGAUGGUGAUGGCGCCCUCAAGUGGCUAGAAGGCUUCACUGCAUAUUGUCUGUUGAGGCUUUGGUCCUCCGAGAUCAGAGUACUCAAGAGAGACUCCUGACAUCUGUCCUCUCCAGUGUCACAUUUAUGAGCAUCUCCACUGUGCUAGGCAUGUCCCAGGACACUAUAUGACCACACCCUCUCUCAUUGUGGUGUUUCUGUAGCCAGUUUUCAUAUUUGUUUCAAACAAUGGUGUCUCUGCGUUCAUGUUGAAGACAGAGAUGGGGUAAGAAGACUAUCCAUGCAUGAAGUAGAGAACUAUUGGUUUGUUUCUUUUUUUUUUUUUUAAAGGAGAAGCUAUUUGUAAGCCACUGCACAAAGACGUUUUAUAUACACUGCAGAGACCUGUAGUAAAUUAUGUUGACAAUAUGCUGUUUACAUUUUCUGGAGUCUGAUGGCCUCCUACCCCUCACUGAAGCAGCCACCUCCUGCUGUGGGACUGUGCUCGGUGGGUGGCCUGGAGUUUUGCUCUUGGCACUGAUGUACCAGAUUCGAGUUUUACAAGCUGUAGCUUUUCUAUGCAUGCCCUCACCCAACCUAAAUUAUGUUUUUUUGUAUAAAUGAUAAAAACACUUUC
Molecule: messenger RNA, 7490 nt
Organism: Mus caroli (Ryukyu mouse)
Lineage: Eukaryota; Metazoa; Chordata; Mammalia; Rodentia; Muridae
Source: RefSeq, a predicted model, not a curated record